Messenger RNA from Ustilaginoidea virens, 498 nucleotides. RefSeq lists its product as uncharacterized. The record is from RefSeq and is a predicted model, not a curated record. NCBI's taxonomy places the organism in Eukaryota, Fungi, Ascomycota, Sordariomycetes, Hypocreales, Clavicipitaceae. Bases 1 to 498 code for a protein of 165 amino acids. The transcript is spliced from 2 exons.
AUGACCUGUCGCAUCCUCCUCCUCGCCGCGCCGUGCCCCGACGCGAAAUUACGAAUUGACCGACUGGCCCACCAAGCUGCACCCCAAAGCAGAACAGCGGUCCUUUUUCUCCUGGAAGGGCAGGAGUCCAUGUCCAUGUUCAUGGAGCUUCAAAUACAUAUGCUACAACACAAUUGCACAGCUGCCAUACCAUUAUCCAGCCCCAGCCAGCUCGCUACGACCUUGGAAUGCUUACAAGGAUACUGUGGCACACCACGUUACGACCCCGUUCAGUAUGAUAAACGAGCGAUCCAACAAGAGAUUGCGCGCCAGUGUGUGCGAGGAUUUCCUCUGUCCAAGAAGCAGGCUGAGGUGGUGGUGAAUUCCUCGGCCGGAUUAGCAAAUUUGGCUCGAAUGGCGGAAAGUGCCCAAGGACAAGCUAGGCUAUGUGAAGCUCUUGGGGCGGUCGACGGCGGUCGGGUGUCAUCCUACUUCCAAUGUGGCCCACAGCCUCUGUAG